Messenger RNA from Rubroshorea leprosula, 822 nucleotides. The record is from the annotation of a GenBank genome assembly. Lineage: Eukaryota; Viridiplantae; Streptophyta; Magnoliopsida; Malvales; Dipterocarpaceae.
AGUGGGCUGUGCCUGAAGAAUUAGAGCCACUUUACCAAAUUGAAAUUUGCCCAAAGCAAUGGACUUAACUCACACAAUUGCCCAGACAAUAAGUUCAGAUGGUGGAGCUCUUAUUAUUGAUUUUGGCUUGAAUGGAGUGAUCUCAGAUAGUCUGCAGGCAAUUCAAAAACAUAAGUUUGUCAACUUACUAGAUGGUCCUGGAACUGCUGAUCUUGGUGCUUAAGUUGAUCUUGCUUCCAUUACGCACUCUGCAGAGGAAGCUUCAGUUGUGCCCCAUUUUUUUUUCAUAGUAAAUGUGGCUUAGAUUGGAGUCCAUGAGAGUUGAGAAAUGGAGAACAAUUUCAUCACAUUUCAACGUGUUUUCAGAUGAUAUCUCUGUCCAUGGCCAAAUUAUCCAGUCCCAAUUUCUUGGUUCUCUUGGAAUAAAUUUCCGAGUCGAAGUGCUGCUGAAGAAUUGCACAGAUGAACAAGCCGACUGUCUGGGAACAGGGUACUGGCGUCUGGUGGGUGAAGGGGAAGCCCCCUUCUGGGAGGAACCCAAUGAAGAGGCGCCUACUGGUAUGGGCACCCGAUAUUUGGCAAUGGCUAUUGUGAACAAGAAGCAAGGCGUUCCGGUUCCAUUUCAAUGAAGUUCAAGUAAUAUGGCCUUUUUGUACCAUCUAGCGUAUGUACCACCAUUUACUUGUGCCAGGAUGGCCACACAAAAUAUUAUAAGUGUGUUUAAUUUAUUUGAUUUUAUUAAUUUAUAUUGUUUGAAAAUAUCAAUUUAUAAGUUGAUUUCAAACCAUCAAUUAUUUUAUUUAAUAUAAAUUAACAAUUAUA